Nothoprocta perdicaria is the source of this 2228-nucleotide messenger RNA. RefSeq names its product translocase of inner mitochondrial membrane 44 (gene TIMM44). Lineage: Eukaryota; Metazoa; Chordata; Aves; Tinamiformes; Tinamidae. Gene Ontology annotation, cellular component: mitochondrial inner membrane. The record is from RefSeq and is a predicted model, not a curated record. Gene Ontology annotation, biological process: protein import into mitochondrial matrix. The coding region runs from base 25 to 1377 and encodes 450 amino acids. Gene Ontology annotation, molecular function: protein-folding chaperone binding. The transcript has 13 exons.
CCGCGCGAAGGUCACGCGCGCAAGAUGGCGGCGGGGUCCGGCGGCUGCCGGAAAUGUCUCGUCAGCGGCAUGUGGCUCAUAUCCGGCAGGUACCCGGUCCCCGCGGUCUACAGUGCUGCAGCCUACAGGUCAAGCAGGCCUGUCCUAGAGCUCUAUCAGUCCAGAUGUUACUCUUCUGGAGGAAGAAAGGGUUUUAUAUCAGGUUUUGUGGAGAACAUCAAACAGGAGUUAGCGAAAAAUAAAGAGAUGAAAGAAAGUAUUAAAAAGUUCCGCGAUGAAGCUAAAAAGCUGGAAGAAUCUGAUGCACUCCGAGAAGCAAGGAGGAAAUAUAAAACCAUUGAAUCUGAAACUGUAAAGACAUCUGAAGUGAUUAAAAAGAAACUUGAAGAAAUAACUGGUACAGUUAAAGAGAGUUUGGAUGAAGUAAGUAAAAGUGAUAUUGGCCGUAAGAUAAAGGAAGGUGUGGAAGAAGCAGCAAAAACAGCAAAGCAGUCUGCAGAGUCAGUGACAAAAGGAGGAGAGAAGCUCGGCAAGACAGCAGCCUUCAAAGCCAUUUCUCAGGGAGUAGAAACUGUUAAGAAGGAAAUAGAUGAAAGUGUUUUAGGGCGGACAGGUCCUUACAAACGUCCAGAGAGACUACGAAAAAGGAAAGAAUUCUCAGGCGAGAAGAUUAAAGAGGAGCGAAUAUUUGAAGCUAACGAGGAGGCCAUGGGUGUGGUGCUGCAUAAGGACUCAAAAUGGUAUCAACAGUGGAAAGAUUUCAAGGAUAACAACGUGGUCUUCAAUAGRUUCUUUGAAAUGAAGAUGAAGUAUGAUGAAAGUGAUAACGCUUUUAUUCGCGCUUCCAGAGCUGUCACAGACAAAGUCACUGACUUAAUAGGUGGGUUGUUCUCGAAGACAGAAAUGUCCGAGGUUUUGACAGAGAUACUUAAAGUGGAUCCAUCCUUUGACAAAGAUCGUUUCUUAAAGCAAUGCGAGAAUGAUAUAAUCCCCAAUGUCCUAGAGGCUAUGAUGUCUGGAGAACUUGAUAUCCUCAAAGACUGGUGCUAUGAAGCGACUUACAGUCAACUUGCUCAUCCAAUCCAGCAAGCCAAAGUCAUGGGUCUCCAGUUCCACUCCAGGAUUCUGGACAUCGACAACAUCGAUCUGGCUAUGGGGAAGAUGAUGGAGCAGGGACCAGUAUUAAUUAUCACUUUCCAGGCUCAGGUUGUGAUGGUGAUUAAGAACCAGAAAGGGGAAGUGGUGGAAGGUGAUCCGGACAAGGUUCUGCGGAUGCUGUAUGUGUGGGCACUGUGCAGGGACCAGGACGAACUCAACCCUUACGCUGCUUGGAGAUUAUUGGACAUUUCCUCGUCGAGCACCGAGCAGGUUCUUUGAGCAGAAUUGCGUCCUCGAGCUUCCAGUACCUCUCCCAAGGCAGGGCMGUCUCUGAACUCGCACCACCCUGCUGCAUGAUGAAACGGGGGCGCGGGAGUGGGGAGGGCAGAGGCUGCAUUGGCUCCUUUGCAAAAGAGGCUCCUAGGAGUGCCAUCAUUGUACCAGGCCCUAUUAUGAACUGGAUGAGUCGGACAUGAUCUGCCUUAUGCUUUGCUGUGUAGCAAUUGCACUGUAAGGGUGUAUGGUAGAUUUAAAUGUGAAUGAUAUAAGACACUAGCAGCUGCUGUUGGCUCUUUUUUUUUUAAUUUUGGCUAAAGGAGGAUGAUUUUGUUCCUCUGUGUUUCCCAGUGCUUCCAGGGUUGGACAGAGGUGGGUAUCUGAGAGCACAGCCGCAGUGUCUGGUCUACUUUGCAUCUACUGUCACCGUCUGGUGGCCUCACAGCAUCCUGAGGUGCUCUGAGGGAACACAGGUCACAUCUAACAUGCCUUUCUCAUGUAAGGUUACACCAGUGAGCCUUCUGUUGCUGCAAUGUCUUGCACUUUCCCAAACCAAAUACAAUUAGGUCUUUGCAACUCUUGGUUGUGGGGGGCACAGCCGUAAUGGAGGUGCUCAGAUCCCCGGGCAGGUUCUGAAGAGCAGCUGCACGGGUGAACCUUCCUGCCAGCGAUGAUGUUCAUCCUGCAUCCCCAACUCUGCCGGGGGAAUUGUGUUCCCAGUGUUCUUCCUUGCAUCACCCAGUGCCACUGAAAAGCACAUGGCUCUGCCUGCAGAGCAAGCGCUGGAGCAGUGACCAGCAAUAAGGGUUGGACAGAAGAGCAACAGAUGAACAAUUAAGAUGCGAAAGGAGGCA